AUGGCUUCAAGUAAACUUGUGAAUAAGGCAUGGAUAUACUCUGAGUAUGGAAAAUCUGGGGAAGUGUUGAAGUUUGAGGAGAAUGUAGGAAUUCCUGAUUUGAAGGAAGACCAGGUACUGAUCAAGGUUGCGGCCGCAGCAAUCAAUCCAGUUGAUUUCAAGAGGAUGCUUGGCUGGUUCAAAGCCAUUGAUACUCCUCCCCCUGUCGUUCCAGGAUUCGAUGUUGCCGGUGUGGUGGUAAAGGUUGGAAGCCAAGCGAGAAAGUUUAAGUUGGGAGAUGAGGUUUAUGGUGAUAUCAAUGAGAACUCUGUGCAAAACCCUAAGAAAAUUGGCAGUUUAUCAGAAUACACUGCUGCAGAAGAGAAAGUGUUAGCUUUGAAGCCCAAGAAUUUGAGUUUUGCUGAAGCUGCUAGUCUUCCGGUUGCUCUUCAAACUGCCUAUGGAGGUCUAGAACUUGCUCAACUUUCCGCUGGUAAAUCCGUUCUCGUUCUUGGAGGUUCCAGCGGAGUUGGGUCCUUGGUUAUUCAGUUAGCAAAACAUGUUUUUGGUGCGUCUAAAGUGGCAGCCACUGCAAAUACUGGAAAAUUGGAGUUGUUGAGGAGUUUAGGUGUUGAUUUGUCCAUUGAUUACACAAAGGAGAAUUUUGAAGAGCUCUCAGAGAAAUUUGAUAUCGUAUACGACGCAGUAGGGCAAUCUGAGAGGGCUGUGAAGGCCGUGAAAGAAGGCGGGAAAGUUGUGACAAUAGCAGAUGGUGUGCCUGUGGCUCCACAAGCAAUAUUCUUCACUCUCGUUUCAAGUGCAUCUGUUCUUGAGAAGCUGAAUCCUUACUUUGAGAGUGGAAAAUUGAAGGCAGUAAUUGACCCAAAAGGACCAUAUCCAUUCUCUAAGACAAUUGAAGCAUUUUCCUACCUCGAAACUGGCAGAGCCACUGGAAAAGUCCUAGUGUAUCCCAUCCCAUGA
Morus notabilis is the source of this 960-nucleotide messenger RNA. Its product is annotated as 2-methylene-furan-3-one reductase. The coding region runs from base 1 to 960 and encodes 319 amino acids. Gene Ontology annotation, molecular function: oxidoreductase activity, acting on the CH-CH group of donors, NAD or NADP as acceptor. The transcript has 4 exons. The record is from RefSeq and is a predicted model, not a curated record. Lineage: Eukaryota; Viridiplantae; Streptophyta; Magnoliopsida; Rosales; Moraceae.